Leptomonas pyrrhocoris is the source of this 6739-nucleotide messenger RNA. RefSeq lists its product as hypothetical. NCBI's taxonomy places the organism in Eukaryota, Euglenozoa, Kinetoplastea, Trypanosomatida, Trypanosomatidae. The record is from RefSeq and is a predicted model, not a curated record. Bases 629 to 6739 code for a protein of 2036 amino acids. The transcript has a single exon.
AGUACAAUCAUAGUCUGCUUUCCUAUAACCCAAUAACUCUAUCGUCUCGUCGUCUACGUCUUCGUUUGACAGUGUGUGUGUGUGUGUGUGUGUGUGUUCCAGCGUGGGCUUCUCUCUUUGUCAGUCAUCGUUGCCUCGUGGAACGCUCUCCGGUAAGUGGAAGACCUCAGAUUCGACGGAAGCAAGAAAGAAGGAAGAGCUGCAAGACGUAAGCAAUGUUCUCAGCGUCAACCACCAACGCAGGGCCGUCGCCCACGGCCUUUUCUUCCUCUACCGCUGCCGCCGCCAAUACCAGAAACAACAACGGCAAUACCGCGACAUCGUCCUCCCCGCCGCCGCCGCCCCGUCCAUCGCCGUCUUUCUUUUCGCGAAGGAGAAACUCCUCUUCCGCUACCCCGACACCGACCCCUUUGUGGUGGACGUGGCGACGACCGGCAGCACAGGUGGUGGCGGCAGCGGAAGCGGUGGUGCGUCUGACGCGGCGUCUAAUAAAGCCGGCAGCAGCAACAGCGGCAACAACAAUAAUAAUACUGGAAACGGCAGCGGCACAGCGAAGGAGAGCAACGCGAACAGCAACGGUAAAAGCAGCAAUACCGCUACUGCUGCAGGGAGGAGCGAUGCGACGAGCAUGUUCACCUCUACCUACCCGUCGAACUCCUCCUCCCGAGACCGCCACCGUCGCGGCCACAGCGGCGGCGGUAGCGCAGACACAAACAAGAGCAGCGGCAGAGGCGGUGGAGGGAUGUUGCUCCCCGACAACCUCGCUGCUACCCCGGCAACCCCCACAUCUGCCACAGGCGCUGGGGGCGGCGGAGGGGGCGGCAGUCGACUCCAAAAGAAGUCCCCGCACAUGCACGUGACGAUGGCGGCGAGCGUGAAGGGCAAUCGUGGCGGAUCCCCUCAUGCAGCGGGCAGUACUACUGCUACCGCCGGCGGUGGUGGGGUGGCGACGACGCUGGAAGCAGCCGCGACGGCGUCCAUCAACAGUGCCAGUGGCGUCGCCCCGCAACGCGGUAUGCGACGGCCCAUGUCCGCCUACAGCCUUGUGAACGAUAGCUUAACGGCGAGCUUCGCCGGGCUCUCCUCGUCUGCUCACGGGCAGGGGCACCGCACUGGGUCGCCGUUAGCUGGUCCUAGCGGGGGAGCCGCAAACACCGGCACCGCGCUCGAGAGCCGUCGUGCAUCGCAUGUCAAAAGCAGCAAUAGCGGUGGCGGUGGUGGUGCCGGUGGGCCGCCAACCGGCCCCACGACGCAGGUGCAGAACACGUCCACUGGCAGCACACGGCGACAGACGCCCUCCAACUCGCCGGGCUCCGUCGCCAUCCUUGCCACGCGGAGCAGUAAGUCGAGUCAUUCCGCCAGCAGCCGCACCGCCCCCCUGCAGCAGCAGCAGCAACAAUCGCAGAACACAACAGGGGCGGCCACGUGCGUGGGGAUUGCCACCAACGUCCUCAUGCAUCUUCUGCGCGGUGCGCUGAACGGGUGCACGACGAUCAACAUGGUCAACUGCACUUUCCUGGUGUUCCCGCUCAUACUGGCCUCCUCGUGGUCCGCAUCGCUGUCCUUGGCCAACACGACCGGCAACGAUGUGAACCACAGCAACAACAACAGCGGCGGUGGCGGUGGCGGCAGCACAUAUGGGGCAUCCGCGCUGGACCAGCAGCGUCAGCCGUCGCGGUCCGCCACGGCGCUGCUGGUCGUCGCGAUGAAGCAGCCCGACACCGACGCCGGCGCCAUUGCGAAUUUUGCGCAGUGCUUUGUGAAUAUUCUGUGCCGCGAGGAACAGCGCUGCCGCUACGUCUCAGCCGAGCUCGAUCGCAUGGAGGCGCUGACGAACCACUGGGUGGUUGGUGGUGGCACUGCGGUAGCGAAGGCGGCGGCGGAUAUGCGUCCGCAACAGCAACAACUCCUCGAUCUUCCUCUCCGACAAACGUCGUCGUUCUCGAUGAACCGAGCUGCCAGUUGUGACGGAGGGGGACUUCAUGGGAUGCGAGGGUCGACGUCACCGCAGCUGCAGCAUAGCCGAGCUGACAGCAGCAGCGGUGUCCUCCCCUCGCCCCUUGCAGCAGCCGUCGCAUCGCCGCUGGAGUUGGAGAAAGAAGAAGGAAGUGAUGCAACCCGAACGUACGGCGACUACGACUACCUCUUCGCUCCUGCCCGACUCGCCGUACGAGGAAGCAAGGCGGCCAACGUACGCGGCAACAGCAACAGCAGCGUGAUGCAUCGGACGAGCUCGCACGGUGGCCACGCCGGCGCCCACGGCGCUGCACCACCGAUGCGGACGACCGCCGCCGCUGCCGCUCCUGCUACUGCGUGGGUAGACGCGGAGGAUGACGCGGAGGGGGAGGAGGCGGCGGUGCGCAGAGGAGCGGCCGGCAGCGACAGCGGUGGUAAUGGUGGUGGUGUGACAGCGUCGCCGACGCGAGCACCUUCGCCGCUCACCGGGCGGGAAGGCGGUGGUGGGCAGCGGCGUCGCGGCGGCGGCCCGCCUGCCCCUUCCAUUCUCUCCCCCACCUCCCUCUAUCAGCAACUCGCCACCUACGUGGGGCUGGCAGCGGAGGUACAGCAAGUGGCGCAGUGCAUUGACCUGUGGAACCGCACGAGUCGCGGGGUGGAGGGCGGCAGGCGGCUAACGCGUUUGUCGGGUCGCGGCUGCGUUGGUCGCCCCACCAGCGCAGCCGCAGCAGCCACAACAGGGGGACAGGCUCGUAAUGGCAACGCUGCUGCCCCUCGCGAUUCCUUCCACCGCUCCGUCAAUGGAGGAGCCAGCUCUCAACAACAACAGCAGCAGCAGCAAUCGUUGGUGACAGCAGCUCCCGGCGAAGUCCUCGACGCCCUGCCCGACGCCAUCCUCGUCAACCAGCUCUUGCUGCUGCCCAUGUCGCACCUCACCGGGCAGGAGCGACUGGAACUGGCGCAGACGACCCGCUCCGCCUACUCCCGCAUCCACCCCUGCAGCGUCAUCACGGUAGCGGCAGGCCAAUUCACGGCGGACCUGCAGCGCAGCUACACGGACAUGAUGGGCCGCCGCUACGCUAAGCUUAUCCCCCUCGCUACCGUGUACACGUUGCUGAUGGCCCUGCCGUCGCCGCGCCGCGCCGGCUCGCUUUAUCGCAGCAUCGAGCUGACGUUGCUAGAGGCGGUGCAGCGUCGUCACGCCCGCUCGGUGGCAGCAGCAGCGGCAGCAUCGGCGACAGCGACAGCGCCGACCACCGCGACGCCAACGGUGAAUAUAGGCUCCACAAACUUCUCCGCCGCGCAUACGAGCAGCGCCGGCAGCUUCCCUGCUCACUCCGGUGCCGCCGGUCGGUCCAGCUGGGACGCUGUUGCGGAGGAGGAGCCGCCGCCGUUGUUGUCGUCAUCGUCGGCCGUGGCAGCCGCAGCGGCGACCACCGUGGCUGGGCUGGACUUCUUAGCGAUGGAGAUUAUCGACUUCUUGCGGGUGCACGGGGCCAUCUCGGUCGCGUCGGAGAUGUGGGUUUCCUUCACCCACGGCGAGGUGACCCCGGUGGAGUACGUCGAGGCCGCCGUUGUGCGCCGGCGCCGGCACCGCCUGCGGGCAGAGCGACGACGCCAGCGCGCCACCGCCACUGUCGCGUCCUCCUCCUUCGCACAUCAUGGGCGACACAAGGACCGGCAACAGCUCUCCGAUACACAGGUACCCGGACCAGAGCAGCAACAGGGAAGGAGCGGCGCAGUGAGCGGCGUCUCCGCCGUGCACGAAGACAGCAGCAGUUGGGCAAGCUCGGAAGCCACCACCAUGGCCAUUGACAGUUCCCACAGCAACAGCAACGGCAACAACACCAGCAAAGCCGCAGCGACGGACACGCGCUCGGGGACCGGGACGGCGUCUUCGGCUGAGGAUCCAUUUGAUGCUGUAAAAGACAUGGACACCGUUCCUGCGGCGCUGGUGCUGCACAUGCUGGAGCGGGUGGUGGACGCGCAGCACUCACAGCAGCAGCAGCAGCAGAUGCAGGGACUGCCGUCCUCGUCGUACGUGCCGAUCCCAGCCUCGGUGAUGUCGUUGAAUGGCAGCAACGGCGUCGGUGGAUCGCGGUGCAACGGUGCAGAUGCGGAGACGGCGUCGACCACCACCACCACCACCACCACCACCACGGGCAUGCCCAAAUCUCCCAGCACGGGCAACACCAUCCCUGCCGCAGCAGCGGCAACGACGUUGAUGGGUGGGGGAACGGCCCGCACCCCGCGGUCGUCAGAGACAGACGUGAGCGUCAUGCGUGCGGCGUACAAGGUAAACCGCCCUCUUGACGCCCUCGCUGCUGGGCACGCACGAGCUGCCGCCUCGUCCGUGCAACAACAGCAACUUGUCACAGCGCACCCCGCAAGCGCCACGGCGAGUGCGGCCUCCUCACCCCCUCUGCUCUUCAUCGUACCCGCGCAGUCGGGCCGCGGUGCCACCUCUUCCGCAGCUGGAGGGGUGGCACCGAACACGUCCAGCGGCAACAGCGCACCACCUCCCCCACAGCAGAUCAGCUCGCCCGCCGCCCAGCUCUCCGUGUACUGUGCCUGGGGCUCUGCGUGCCCUUUGUGCGAGCAGCUCGCCUCUCACCCACAGUGCUGGACCACCGCCGCCAACAGAGACUACACGGUCGGCUACUACGUCAUGAGCGCUGCCCAUCACCUGCGCAGCGCACCCGUCCUGCACCUCAACUUCCCAUCCCUCGAUGCGAGUGUGCGCACCUGCGCCUGCCACGCCCGUCGUAUGCGCGACCACGUGGAUAUGUCCUCCCUUAUGCAGAACAGCUACAACAUCAGCGGGGGCGGCUCACUCGCCGGUCAGCGCGCCGGAAGCAGCAGCAGCGGCAGUGGUGGCGGCGGCGGACUACUGCACUCCCUGCAGCCGUGGUUUAUACGGCCGCACAUGUUUGUCACGCCGGUCACGGCCGCCUACGGGGUGUCGCCGUUUGAGAUUUUUGAGCGGCUGUCGUACCACACUAGUCACGGCGGUAGUCACAACGAUGGUGGGCCGCUUCGACAGCAGCAGCAGCGGUGGACGGCGCUCGGCGGCCCCUCCGCGGCGGGGGUCCCGCUGGUAGUCCCGGUGAACAACACGAGCUCCCUCGUGGAGCCGGAGCGGCGCGACAUUCUGCUGCUCACCCGCACGCAGGCUCACCAGCAGGAGGCCUCGGAGGCCGCCUCCCGCCGCGGCGCCACCGUCGGAGUGGCCGAGGAGCAGGGCCACACGCUGCUGCAGUGCGCGGAUAUCCCGGCAGGGGCGGUGGACUUCCUGCGGCGCAACGCCAAGGUCAUUCGUCGCCGCCUCGCCUACGCGCGCGCGCAGCAGACGGCGUUGGCCCGUUUUGAGCAGGCGUGUGAGCGGCGUGCGGCCGCCCACGCAAAAGGGUUUGCGGCGCCACCGCCGGAGCAGACGCUCGCCAGGACGGGGCCGUCCUCCUCGCUGCUUUCCGCCUCUGCGGUCGGCGCGGCAGCGGCAGCAGGAAGCAGCGGUCGCCUGGGGCGCCACGUCUCCACCGCCACGUCCCCUAGCGCCGAGGACGCGCGGUCGGAGGCGACGACGACCACAACAGCGACCACCGUCGUUGGCAAAUCGGCGGCGGUGUCCGUCACGUCUCCGUCGACGGUAGACGCCACGACGGACGGGGCUGCUGCUCUCCCCUCUGCGCCACGGCCAGUGUUAGCAGCCUCCACGCAGCCCAUGCCCCUCCGCAGUGCUGCGGUGGAAGUGGACAACGAGCCACACGCCUCCUCGCCGCUGCUGGGACCGGCCGCCGCCGCCCUGUCGAAGCUCAGCAGCAGCGCCGAUGCGCGCCCGCGCUCCCUUCGCUAUGGUCGUCGACAGCUGCCGCUGCACACCGCCACCAGCCCCUUAACGAACGUGAAUUUGCUCCUUUAUAACGCGACGCCGACCGCCGCGGCGGCGGAGCUGGCUGUGGAAGAAGAGCGUCCUCAAAGAGAAGAGAGGCCUCCGUCGCAGCAGCCCCAACAGCAACAACUAAAUAGCGGCUCGGCCACUAAUGGUUUUCCCUUUGCGGGGGUGGGCGACCUGCUGGAUGGCGGGCGCAGCCUGCCGGUGGAGGUGCUGCUACAGUACAUCCUUCACCACCUCAUCGCCCUCAGCUGGGGACGACGCGGGGUCGAGGUGGAUACGCUGGUCCGGCUGCUCGAGCGCAACCUGCGACGACUGCCGCCGCUGCUCGCCAACUUGCAGUACGUGCGUCAGUUGCGCAACGCCGGCUUCACCAGUGAGUCGGCCGCCGUCGCGGUGGCUGCCCUGCACGUCCCUGCUGCCGCCGCUGCGACGACGGCAGCGGCAACCACGAACACAGCCAGCCCGGACGUCACGGCGGCUGCGGCCCCCGCCUCUUCCUCCCCUUCUGCGGUGUUCACCACGGUGCACACCCGACUGGCGGCCGCAUCGUUCAGCGUAGGUGGUGGCUCACGGCCGAGUCCUUCCGCGCUGACGGACACGGCAGAGGAAGCCGCUUCCGAUACAAGUCCGUACAGCGGCUGCUCGCGUGCGGCGACGGCGAUGCCCGUCUCGGAGUCCGAGGUGCAGCUUCUACAGGCGUACGAGGUGCUGGAGAAGCUGAGCCUCAUGGAGCUGCUGGCGCCGUACGCGACGUGGCCGGUGCGCACGGUGCCAACGCGGCUGCUGCUGCACACGGUGGUGAAUGAGUUCAGUGACGUGCUGUACGUCGACGGCGCUGAGCGAGACGAGGAGGCCGAUCACUGGGACCUCCCUGUGGCGGCGCAGUGA